Anisakis simplex (herring worm) is the source of this 597-nucleotide messenger RNA. NCBI's taxonomy places the organism in Eukaryota, Metazoa, Nematoda, Chromadorea, Rhabditida, Anisakidae. The record is from the annotation of a GenBank genome assembly.
AUGCAUUACAGUGUUCACGGUAGCAAACUCGAAGUUGUACGUGCUCCAAACAACACUGGUACGUAUACGAUGUUGAGACAUGGGAGCAAUGAAAAAGGAAACGAAAAAAAUCCAUGUCGGCAUGGACUUCUGAAUAAAUGGCGUGAAUUAUGGAAUCACGAUGGUCUCAAUUCACUGAAAUACCGACUGAUUUCAUUUGAUCUCUACAAACGAUUCUAUCACAUACACGUGGAUACUGAACCACCUUCAGAUAUUUGCGGAAUUUUGAAAAGCGAGCUGGUCACUAAGCUCCCGGACAGCAACCAAACAUCCUUCUUAAAGAAAAUGGCUCCAGUGCCCAACUUCACGAUUGCCGACCACUGCGGUAUCCAUGAUCGAUUUUCGCCAAUGAAAGCUGUAUCAUCAAAGUCCUCCUUCUACGAUGAUAAUCCAGCAACAUUGAUAAUUCUGAUGAUGUUCAUUACGUUUGCUUCUUUCGCUACAGUGCAUAUUUUCCGCAAAUUGUCACGAAUACGUAUAACGGGCUUUCGACGGACACCACAAGACGUUUCGGACUUUAUUCAACUUCAUACGGUUGAUUUGAGGAGACUUGCGUGA